Molecule: messenger RNA, 856 nt
Organism: Tigriopus californicus
Lineage: Eukaryota; Metazoa; Arthropoda; Copepoda; Harpacticoida; Harpacticidae
Exons: 4
Coding region: 131-700 (189 amino acids)
Source: RefSeq, a predicted model, not a curated record
GCGCGAACAGUUCUUGCUUCUUGCAUUCUGCAGUCUUAUUAACCCGCUUGUCCGCAUUGCUCGUUGCUCGACAGAACUUAGGUUCACCACUGCUUUAUACGUAAUCAAAGUUGGAUUGGUACCCGUCAUCAUGUGGUGGCUAUUACCGGUAUGUGGCGGUGCGGCAGCGAAAGCUGGUGCAACGGCAAUCACGUGGAUCGGGGGUACGGAACUCCUGGGGGCUGCGAUAGUAUGCAUCAGUGGGCUGCUCUUACGCAUUGGUGGUCAAGGUUCUGCUUGGAGAAUCGAUACAACCAACAGUAAUGGACGACUCAUAUUCAUCAAAGAGACGGAUGGUCGUAUCAAUAUCUCUACUACAACCAUCAAAGAGAGAAAAAGCAUCAAUGAGCUCCUGGAAUCGUGGAAUGGUAAUGUUGGAAUCAGGCCCGGAACAAAAACUAGAAAUAAGAAGUUCCGUCUCGACCUCCAAGGUCACACGCAAGAUGAAGCCUUUGUUAACUUGCAGAUACAGAGGAACGAAGGUCGGAGCGGGUCGAGGGGCCGCCAACAGGGAGGCGGGGGCAAUUCCUCCUCGACGACGGUGGCACAGGUUUUCAUUCCUACAGAGUUGCUUGAUGAAUUGACGAGGGAGGACAUUAUUGCCGGAUUCAUGGCGAGCAUGGAAAGCAAGAAAGCCGUCGUUGUAACGCCUAACGUAUAAUAGAAAGGCGGCAAUGGUACCGUCUGGCAACAGCAUCUCAUCGACGAACCCAUACAACUCGGGAUUUUCGUGGAAAAUGAAAAAAAAAAAAAAGACAGAUUUUGUCAGGGAUCCCCUCUUGUGAAAAAUUGAAUCAGAACUUUGUCAUUUUUGUCA